This is a messenger RNA of Rubroshorea leprosula, 895 nucleotides long. Lineage: Eukaryota; Viridiplantae; Streptophyta; Magnoliopsida; Malvales; Dipterocarpaceae. The record is from the annotation of a GenBank genome assembly.
UAGUUCAGUUUGGUUUUUAAUAUUUAUUCCUUCAUGCACUGUUUUCUUUUUCCUUUCUAGGACUACUCUGGUAUCCUGUUCCUUCACAUACAUAGGUUUUUUCUUGUGCCCUGUUUUAGCUUGUGGUGGGUUAAUCAGUUUUAUGUACUGCACUUGAAAUAUAUUGCAGAUAGAGAACAUGCUUCGGGAACACUUUUGCCUGGCAAAAGCAAAGGGGGAUGAGGCUCUUGAGAGAAAGGAUUAUCUUUUGGCAAAAUUUUGGUACAUAGAGGCAAUACUUGAUCAGCCCAGUCGCCAUUUUCUAGCUUUACUAUUCUCAAAGAAAAGCUUGUGUUGGAUCCACUUGGGAGAAGGACUAUUGGCAUUAAAAGAUGCUCAAUCUUGUGGCAAGCUAAUGCCUAACUGGCCAGAGGCACACUAUAGGGUGGGAAAGGCAUGGAUGUUAUUAGAAGAAUUUGACAAAGCUGAAAAAGCAUUUAGGGAGGCUUUGAACCUGGAUAAGGAUGACGAAGAACUUCAACUUGCACAUUGGUAGUAGUUUGUUUCUAAACUUUCAGUUUUUUCAAUUUGUUUAGCAUAAAUGGUGGACAUGAUUGUAAGCUUCUCUGGUUUGAUAUAAACUUCUUUUCUUUAGAUUUUAGCAGCUUACCUACCCUAUAACUCAAUAAUCUGGCAGCAUAGCAUAUCUCUUUUUCGAAACCCUAACAAACCUUCCCUGAGAGAAUGGCUGUUGCCAUUAAGCUAAAGUUUGAAUUGGUUUAGACAUAAACUGAGAUGCCAGAAUAACAUAUGAAUGUUUCUGUUAGUUUUUGGUUUUUAGGUCUGACUCCUUUACAUCUUGCAACUAUUGAGAAUUCUUUUCCUGUUGCUCGAUAUCUUGUUGAGAACGGUGCAA